CCUCUCUAGGGUCUGAAAGAACAGACCAUGGUCAACCAGAGCUCCCCAGUGGGUUUUCUCCUUCUGGGCUUCUCUGAACACCCAGGACUUGAAAAGAUUCUCUUCGUGGUUGUCUUGACUUCCUACUUCCUGACCCUGGUGGGCAACACACUCAUCAUCCUGCUGUCUGUGCUAGACCCCAGGCUCCACUCUCCAAUGUACUUUUUUCUCUCCAACCUCUCUUUUCUGGAUCUCUGCUUCACCACAAGUUGUGUCCCCCAGAUGCUGUUCAACCUCUGGGGCCCAAAGAAGACCAUCAGCUUCCUUGGUUGCUCUGUCCAGCUCUUCAUCUUCUUAUCUCUGGGGACCACUGAGUGCAUCCUCCUGACAAUGAUGGCCUUUGACCGCUAUGUGGCUGUCUGCAAACCCCUCCACUACGCCACCAUCAUCCACCCCCGCCUGUGCCGGGAGCUGGCAGCUGUGGCCUGGGUCAUUGGGCUGGUGGAGUCAGUGGUCCAGACGCCGUCCACCCUCCGCCUGCCCUUCUGCCCACACCGGCAGGUGGAUGAUUUUGUGUGUGAGGUCCCAGCUCUAAUACGACUCUCCUGUGGGGACACCACCUACAAUGAGAUUCAGAUGGCCAUUGCCAGUGUCCUCAUCUUGGUUGUGCCCCUCACUCUCAUCCUUGUCUCCUACAGUGCCAUUGCCCGGGCAGUGCUAAGAAUCAACUCUGCCAAAGGGAGGAGGAAGGCUUUGGGGACCUGCUCUUCCCAUCUCAUUGUGGUCACCCUCUUCUACAGCUCAGUCAUUGCUGUCUACCUCCAGCCCAAAAAUCCCUAUGCCCGAGAGAGGGGCAAGUUCUUUGGUCUCUUCUACGCAGUGGGCACUCCUUCACUUAACCCUCUCAUAUACACCUUGAGGAACAAGGAGGUAAAGAGGGCAUUCAUGAGGUUGUUGGGGAAGGAUGUGGACUCCAGACAAAGAUGAGGGUUUGCUGCUAAAUGUGCUUUAAAACUGAGAUCUUUUAUGUAUUUAUCAGUAAGUUGGCUUUCUCCCCCACU
This is a messenger RNA of Chrysochloris asiatica (Cape golden mole), 1040 nucleotides long. RefSeq names its product olfactory receptor 2H2-like. Bases 28 to 966 code for a protein of 312 amino acids. Gene Ontology annotation, molecular function: G protein-coupled receptor activity; olfactory receptor activity. The record is from RefSeq and is a predicted model, not a curated record. Lineage: Eukaryota; Metazoa; Chordata; Mammalia; Afrosoricida; Chrysochloridae. Gene Ontology annotation, cellular component: membrane. Gene Ontology annotation, biological process: G protein-coupled receptor signaling pathway. The transcript has a single exon.